AUGUCACAAGAAUCUGUCGCUGAUAUCGGUCUGAUCGGCUUAGCCGUUAUGGGCCAAAACCUAAUCCUCAACAUGGCUGAUAAGGGCUAUCAAGUCGCUGCUUACAAUCGUACAACUUCCAAGGUUGACGAUUUCUUAGCCAACGAGGCACACGGUAAAGCAAUCGUUGGUGCUCACUCUAUUGAGGAAUUCUGCAAGCAACUCAAGAGACCACGUAAGAUUAUUCUUCUCGUCAAGGCUGGUCCUGCUGUUGAUUCUUUCAUCGAUCAACUCAAACCUUUCCUUGAAAAGGGCGAUAUCGUCAUUGACGCUGGUAACUCUCACUACCCUGACUCUAUUCGUCGCACUCAAGAACUCCAAAAGGAAGGCCUUCUCUUCGUUGGCUCUGGUGUCUCAGGUGGUGAAGAAGGCGCUCGUUGGGGUCCUUCCAUCAUGCCAGGUGGUAACCCAGACGCCUGGCCACACAUCAAAGAAAUCCUUCAAAAGACUUCUGCUCAAGUAAAUGGUAAUGAACCUUGUUGCGAUUGGGUUGGUGAUGAAGGUGCUGGUCACUACGUUAAAAUGGUUCACAACGGUAUCGAAUACGGUGAUAUGCAAGUCCUCGGUGAAGCUUAUGAUAUCCUCCUUCGUGGUGUUGGUUUCUCUCACGAUCAAGUUGCUGAUGCUUUCAAGCAAUGGAACUCUGGUGUUCUUGACUCCUUCUUGACUGACAUCACUGCUCAAAUUCUUGAACACAAGACUGACGGUGAAGCUACCGUUGAUUCCAUCCUCGAUGCCGCUGGUCAAAAGGGUACUGGUAAGUGGACCGGUGUCAAUGCACUCGACCUCGGUACACCUGUUACCCUCAUCGCUGAAGCUGUCUUUGCUCGUUGCGUCUCUUCAUUGAAGGAUGAGCGUCAAACUGCUGCUCAAAAACUCAAGGGACCUGCAAAGGAGCAAUUCUCAGGUGACAAAGCUGCUUUCGUCAAUGACCUCCAACAAGCUCUCUAUGGUGCCAAGAUUAUCUCAUACGCUCAAGGUUUCCUUCUCUUCCGUGAAGCUGCUAAGGAAUACGGCUGGAAGCUCAACAACGCAGGUAUCGCAAAGAUGUGGCGUGGUGGAUGUAUCAUCAAGUCAGUUUUCCUUGGUGACAUCUCCAAGGCAUACGAGCGUAACCCACAACUCGAGUCACUCUUAUUCGAUGAUUUCUUCGUAAAGGCACUCGAAAACGCUCAAGCUGGAUGGAGACGUGUGGUUGCACAAGCUACUCUCUGGGGUAUCCCAACACCAGCACUCUCAUCAUCCCUCUCUUUCCUCGACUCUUACAGAUCUGCUGACCUUCCAUCCGCUUCCCUUAUUCAAGCUCAACGUGAUUUCUUCGGCGCUCACACUUUCCAAGUUAAGGACUCGGCCAAAUCUGACAAAUUCAUCAAGGGUCAACCAAACCACUUGAACUGGACCGGUAGAGGUGGACGUGUUGCGUCAUCUGCUUACGCUGCUUAA
Molecule: messenger RNA, 1482 nt
Organism: Wallemia ichthyophaga EXF-994
Lineage: Eukaryota; Fungi; Basidiomycota; Wallemiomycetes; Wallemiales; Wallemiaceae
Product: 6-phosphogluconate dehydrogenase, decarboxylating
Exons: 4
Coding region: 1-1482 (493 amino acids)
Biological process (GO): pentose-phosphate shunt, oxidative branch; pentose-phosphate shunt
Cellular component (GO): cytosol
Molecular function (GO): NADP binding; phosphogluconate dehydrogenase (decarboxylating) activity
Source: RefSeq, a predicted model, not a curated record